Bipolaris maydis ATCC 48331 is the source of this 207-nucleotide messenger RNA. NCBI's taxonomy places the organism in Eukaryota, Fungi, Ascomycota, Dothideomycetes, Pleosporales, Pleosporaceae. The record is from RefSeq and is a predicted model, not a curated record.
UACUUUGGACUGGCGCCCGAACUCGUACACGGUAUCCACAUGGCGCCUAUUACGCCGGCAACGUUGCUGAUCCGGCCACGGGCAUUUGUCAAGGAAGAAUGGGACAAGUUUUUCAGCAAUGGAAAGGCAAAUGUAGAUGGAGGAUGGCGAUCUGUCCUGUAUGCAAAUCUAGCUAUUGUGGAUGCCAAGGCCAGCUAUGGGUUUUUC